This is a messenger RNA of Aureococcus anophagefferens, 1674 nucleotides long. RefSeq lists its product as hypothetical. The record is from RefSeq and is a predicted model, not a curated record. Gene Ontology annotation, cellular component: membrane. The coding region runs from base 1 to 1674 and encodes 557 amino acids. Gene Ontology annotation, biological process: transmembrane transport. The transcript has a single exon. Lineage: Eukaryota; Pelagophyceae; Pelagomonadales; Pelagomonadaceae. Gene Ontology annotation, molecular function: myo-inositol:proton symporter activity.
AUGCUCCGCGGCUUCUCCGACGACGCGCCGAGCGAUGCGGCCGCGUUCGAAGCCGUGCGCAGCGCGAGCGGCAGCGCCGACGACGACGCGCUCGCCGAGGCUUUGCCGCAGCGCGAGGAUGCGGCGCUGGCGCGGUCCCGCAGCGCGAGCGCGAGCAGCGACGGCGACGCGCCCGGGCAGCCCUUGGACGCCCCGGAGCUCGGCCGCUUCCGGACCGUGAGCCUCGGCGACGCGUCGCCGAAGCGCGUCCCGCCGUUCGACGUCGAAGGGCCGUCGGCGCCGAGCCGCUACGCGUACCUGCUCGCGUUCGUCGCCGCGCUAAACAGCGCGAAUUUAGGAUAUGAUAUUGGAGUCAUGUCCGGCGCGGCGCUCUACGUCCAGGAGGACUGGGACUUGACCGACGUCCAGGUCGAGAUCCUGGUCGGGAUUUUGAACGGGUGCGCGAUCGGCGGCGCGGCCGUCGCGCACUACGUCAUCGACCACCUCGGUCGACGGCGGACCUUCACGUGCUCCUGUGUCGUUUUUGUGUUUGGGGUGGUGGGCAUGGCGGCGUCGCAGAGCUUCACGGAUCUGCUGUUUUUCCGAGUCGUCACGGGCGUCGGCGUCGGCGUCGGCCUGUCCGUCGACCCGGUCUACAUCGCGGAGGUGGCGCCGAAGGAGUUCCGCGGGUCUCUCGUGAGCUGGAGCGAGAUCUCCAUCAACGUGGGGAUUCUUUUGGGCUUCGUGGCGACGUUCUGCUUUCGGGAUUUGAGGCCUGGGGUGGCGUGGCGGGUCAUGCUCGGCUGCGGCGCGGUGAUGCCGUCCGCGCUCUUCGUGCUGACGCUGACGGUCAUGCCGGAGACGCCGCGCUGGCUCGUGCUGAAGGGCCGCGACGACGAGGCGCGGGCGAUUUUACGGAAGCUCACGGGGUCGGACGGCGACCUGCAGGAGAUCCGCGACGCCGUCGCUCGGGAGCGCGACGCGGCGGCGGGCUGGCGGGCCGUGCUGCGGCCGGAGACGGCGGGUGCCAAAAGAGCCCUGUUGACGGGGGUCGGCGUCGCCUUCGCGCAGCAGAUCCUCGCCGAGGAGUCGCUCCUCUUCUACCAGCCGCGGAUCCUGCUCGACAUGGGCAUGGACCGGACGACGGUGUUGGCCGCGCUCAUCGUCACGGGCGUAUUGAAGACGGGCUGCAUCGUUGUGGCGGCCUCUUAUUUGGACACGCUCGGCCGGCGGCCGCUGCUCCUCGUGUCGCUCGCGGGAAUGGGGUCGGCGCUCUUCCUGCUCGGCGUCGCGUUCGCGGCGAGUUCCGGGCUGCUGGCGAUCCUGUGCGUCAACGCCUACAUGAUGGCGUUCUCCCUGGGCAUCGGGCCCGUGACGUGGCUGCUGGCGUCGGAGGUGUUUCCGCUGAACAUCCGCGCGAAGGCGAUGACGCUCGCGACCGUCGCGAAUCGACUCACGUCGACGGUCGUCGCGUCGACGUUCCUGUCGUGGGCGCGCGCCUUCACCUACGCGGGCUACUUCUUCUUCUUUUCGUUCAUCGCCGCGGCGACGUUCCUCGUCGUGUACCGCCACCUGCCGGAGACGAAGGGCAAGUCCCUCGAGGAGAUGGCCGCGUUCUUCGAGCGCAUCGGCGAGCCGGACGUCCCGGACGCCGCCGCGACGGUCGAGAACCCCGUGCGACGGGAGGCGAGGUAA